AUGUGGAGGAGACUGGCUCAGAUUCUGGGCCUGCUGCUCUGUGUACUGGGCUGGGGCUUGGUGGGCUGCACCCUUGCUAUGGACCACUGGAGGGUGGCCCAGCUGGGGGGCCAAGGGGGCUCCUCUGUGGUGGUGACAGCCUGGUUCUGGUCAGACCUGUGGAGGGACUGCUAUGAAGACUCAACCUCUGUAGUGAACUGUGUGGACCUCGGGAUGCUGUGGGCAGUCAAAUCAUACAUCCAGGCAGUCAGGGGGCUCCUGAUGUCCGGCCUUGUGCUCGGCCUGAUCGGCAUAGUGCUCACGUUCUUUGGACUGGAGUGCACGUACAUCGGAGGAGACCGGAAAAGCAAGGACAGGAUGUUAGUAACAGCGUCUGCUUUCCAUCUGGUCAGCUGUGAGUGGGAUUUGUUUGCAUUUACAAAGCCUCAGCGUAUGUGA
Molecule: messenger RNA, 438 nt
Organism: Scomber japonicus (chub mackerel)
Lineage: Eukaryota; Metazoa; Chordata; Actinopteri; Scombriformes; Scombridae
Product: claudin-10-like
Exons: 3
Coding region: 1-438 (145 amino acids)
Biological process (GO): cell adhesion; bicellular tight junction assembly
Cellular component (GO): bicellular tight junction; plasma membrane
Molecular function (GO): structural molecule activity
Source: RefSeq, a predicted model, not a curated record